Molecule: messenger RNA, 2377 nt
Organism: Jatropha curcas
Lineage: Eukaryota; Viridiplantae; Streptophyta; Magnoliopsida; Malpighiales; Euphorbiaceae
Gene: DCP5-L
Product: decapping 5-like protein
Biological process (GO): cytoplasmic stress granule assembly; P-body assembly
Cellular component (GO): P-body
Molecular function (GO): mRNA binding
Source: RefSeq, a predicted model, not a curated record
GAAAGGAAAGCCGACGUUAUAAAGAAGAAAGAAAAAGCGAGAAGAGAAUAGAACCCUAAUUCCCUAAUCUUCCAGAAAAAUUUGGCUUCCUUUUCGUUUCUAUGGCUUCUUCCUCUUCUUCUUCGAAAUCUUCAAAUGCAGGAGAUACAUAUAUAGGAAGUUUUAUCAGUCUCAUCUCUAAGUACGAGAUUCGCUACGAAGGCGUUCUCUAUCACCUCAACGUCCAAGACUCCACCAUUGGCCUCAAAAAUGGUGCAUUUUCUUUUUUACAUUUCUCCUUUUUUUUUUCUGUAAAUUAUUUUCUUCUUUUUGGUGUUGCAGUAAAGUCUUAUGGAACAGAGGGUCGAAAGAAAGAUGGGCCGCAAAUUCCUGCUAGCGAUAAGGUCUAUGAAUUCAUUCUUUUCCGCGGAAGUGACAUUAAGGAUUUGCAAGUUAAGACCCCACCAACUGUGCAAACUGAGCAACCAGUUUAUGAUGACCCUGCUAUCAUUCAGUCACAUUAUGCUGGACCUCCUUUAAGUUCUUCAGCAUCAGCUUUAAUUGAUGGUAAAAAUUUGGCAGAAUCUUCUCAAGGGCUUGAGAUGCCUGCUUUGAGUAGCAGACCCUAUUCGAGUUCAUUUCAGUCUAUAAAUCAUGUUGGUCCAACCAAUUUUUCCCAGGCUAUUGAAAAUUCUGGUCAAUCAUUUUCAAUGCCAAUAUAUCGGCAAGAACAUAAUGGAACAUCGAUCAAUGUGUCUCAUGCUCCCCAGCACUCUACUCCUUUUCAACCCUCAUCAAUGGUGUCUUCUUCUUUGUCAAUUCAGAAUCAGAUGCAGACAGGCUUAGAGCAUUCUCCAAUAAUGGGAUUGGCAAAUGCAUCGGAAUUUGUUGCUCCUAUACCUUCUGUUGCCUCUGAUUUUUUGCAACCCAAUUUUGCAACUUCUACUUCAGCACAGUAUUCUGUUUCUUAUGACAUGCCAUCUUCCUCAACUGUAAAGACAUUCUCACCAUCUUAUGCCGGAUAUACUUCUUUUAAUAGGCUGAGUGCGUCUUCAAUUCCACCUUCAAUUCCUUACUCUAUUGGAGACACAGGCAUGACUAAUGCUCAAAGUAUUGGUCAAGCUGUUUUUGACCCUAUAACAGUGCAUUCUACCCCAUCUAUGCCUUAUCCUCUAUCUUCCUACGGUGCUUCUACUUCCAGUCCCUUGCUAACAUCAGCUCCUCUAUUAAGUCCUGAACAAUUAGCACAGUCUGCAUCACCUGUGGUUUCCUCCAUGGGGUAUCCUGAUCAGAAGAAUGUGGAUCCUCUGACUUCUUUAUCAUCUACCUCACCACCGUUGCUUCCUGCUCCAGCUUCUCAGGCACCAUUAUUGCCAUUGCCAAGUUCUGUGCAAAAGUUCACUGAAGAAUUUGAUUUUGAAGCCAUGAAUGAGAAGUUUAACAAAGAUGAAGUUUGGGGUUAUCUUGGAAAGGCAAAGCAAAGAGAUACAGAGGAUGUAGAGGACAAUGGAAUUGAUUGGAGUUCAGAGAACAGACAGGCCUCUCAUCUGGUGCCUAAUUUUGAUGCUAAGCCUGCAUACAAGAAAGAUGAUUUCUUUGACACGAUUUCCUGCAAUACACUUGGCCGAGCAAGGAGUGGCCAGAACCGUUUCUUUGACCGAAUGAGGCAAGAUACUGAGACUUUUGGCCGGUACAACCAGAGUUAUGGCAACUAUGGUUCUGGACGAGGCAAUAAUUAUCAUGGCAGACAUAACUGGGGAAGGGGAUAUGGUUAUGGACCUUACAGCGGGAGGGGAAAUGGGAACUUGCCUUUCUGAUGCAGUCUGACUUUGACUCCUCGAGAUUGAUUUGUUUGUACAUGAUAGAGGUCAACCUUUCAUUUCUGCUUCUCAUUUUCAACCUUCUGCACCGGGAGGAACUAUUCUCAAGGUAAAAUGAUAUGAUACGAGGUUUCUUUUAUCUUGGGAUUUGAAUGUUGAGAUACCUACUAGGUAGGAAACCACGGAAUGUACAAUCAAGGCAAGUUCAUGUUUUUUGACUAAUGAGCUGGCCUUUAUCUUUUAUUUUUGAGGAAGUCUGCAAUUAGGUUUUUCAAGACAUACAUACAUAUCUGCAACUUCUUUUCUAGGGAUAUGGUUGUCGUCUGCAAUGCUAACAGACUACUUCUUACUGUGUUGUCUGUGCUUUGUAUAUUGUUGGCAGACAUAGCUCUGAUGAUAGUAUAUGCUGUUAUAUUAAGUAAGUGGAAUAUGUUCAGCUGAAUGUUCUGAUUCAAUUCUAGAUUUUCUAUGACCUGACCAUUUAAUCUGCUACUUUGAGUUCCUGUUAAAGAAUUAUGUAACAGUGGAAUGUAAAUGGUAACUCAAUUAUUUCAGUAAAUCGUCAAGAGGGAAAAUAA